Messenger RNA from Syngnathus acus (greater pipefish), 3014 nucleotides. It is a transcript of the gene bace1, whose product is annotated as beta-secretase 1. The transcript has 9 exons. Bases 1 to 1557 code for a protein of 518 amino acids. Gene Ontology annotation, molecular function: aspartic-type endopeptidase activity. The record is from RefSeq and is a predicted model, not a curated record. Gene Ontology annotation, biological process: membrane protein ectodomain proteolysis; amyloid-beta metabolic process. Gene Ontology annotation, cellular component: endosome; trans-Golgi network; membrane. NCBI's taxonomy places the organism in Eukaryota, Metazoa, Chordata, Actinopteri, Syngnathiformes, Syngnathidae.
AUGGAGUCGUCGAGAGCUCAACCUCGCCUGCUGCCAGCAAUUCUGGCGUGGACUAUUCUGUGUCAGCUAGGCGGCGGCCAACCGGUGCCGGACACUUCGGGCCUGCCUCGAGCUAUUCGCUUGCCUCUGAGCCAAGGAGCUCGCACCGAAUCACCGCCGCCCCUCGAGGGUGGCCACGCGAGGAGGAUGAGCGCUCGCCGGCGGAGGGGAGUGACACCCAGCGGCAUCAACUUCGUAGAUAUGAUCGACAACCUGCGGGGGAAGUCCGGGCAGGGCUAUUACGUGGAGAUGGCUGUGGGCUCUCCUCCGCAAAAGCUGAACAUCCUUGUGGAUACGGGAAGCAGUAACUUUGCUGUUGGAGCGGCUGCUCAUCCAUUUUUGCGCAGAUACUACCAUCGUUCACUUUCCACCUCUUACCGGGACCUUGGAAGAAGCGUGUAUGUCCCAUAUACCCAGGGUCGAUGGGAAGGCGAGUUGGGUACAGAUCUCGUCUCCGUUCCACACGGCCCAAAUGCCACGCUCCGUGCCAACAUUGCUGCAAUCACCCAAUCCGAUCGCUUUUUCAUCAAUGGAUCUAACUGGGAAGGAAUCCUUGGAUUGGCUUAUGCUGAUAUAGCACGGCCUGAUGAGAGAUUGGAGCCCUUCUUCGAUUCCCUGGUUCGCCAGACUCCUGUCCCCAACUUCUUCUCUCUCCAGUUAUGUGGUGCUGGCUUUACCCAAAACUACUCCCUAGGCAGCGCCACUGUUGGAGGGAGCAUGAUAAUCGGAGGCAUAGACACAUCCCUCUUUGUGGGAGAGCUUUGGUAUACUCCCAUCCGUAGGGAGUGGUACUAUGAGGUCAUUAUCGUGCGUAUUGAGGUGAAUGGACAGGACCUCAACAUGGACUGUAAGGAGUACAAUUACGAUAAGAGCAUUGUGGACAGUGGCACCACGAACCUUCGACUACCCCGGAAAGUUUUCCAGGCCGCUGUCAAGGCGAUUGAAGCAGCUUCCUCAACAGAACAGUUUCCGUCUGGGUUCUGGCUCGGCGAGCAGCUGGUGUGUUGGCAAGCCGGAACGACACCUUGGAAUAUCUUCCCAGUCAUCUCUCUCUAUCUGAUGAGUGAAAACCGUAAUCAGUCCUUUCGAAUCUCCAUCUUGCCCCAGCAAUACCUGCGGCCAGUUGAGGAUGUCGCUUCUGCUCAGGAAGACUGCUAUAAGUUUGCCGUGUCCCCGUCGAGCACCGGCACAGUUAUGGGAGCGGUUAUCAUGGAAGGAUUCUAUGUGGUGUUUGAUCGAGAAAAGAGCCGGAUCGGUUUUGCUGUCAGCACAUGCCAUGUUCAUGACGAGUUUCGCACAGCCUCUGUGGAAGGCCCGUUCUACGGUAUUGAUCUGGAAGACUGCGGCUACAACAUCCCCCAGACGGACGAGUCCACUCUUAUGACUAUUGCCUACAUCAUGGCGGGUAUCUGUGCUCUCUUCAUGUUGCCAUUGUGUCUCAUGGUGUGCCAGUGGCGCUUUGCUCGCUGCCUUCACCCACAGGGGGACUUCUCUGAUGACAUAUCACUUCUUAAAUGAGCUGGUGAACCAGAAGACUACGGGAAUCAUGGAGCCCUCAAAUUAGCUGGGUUAACAAGGAGCCUUGUAUUCCCAUUUCCAAUACAUCACAUGCAAAUAGUUGACCGAAGUCAUAAUCUAAUACACACUUUGAUUUGGGACCGAGACCACUCCAUUUAUUGUUGUACUGUACUGUAAAAUGUUAUGGCUGGAUGUCGUGGCGAUGCUAAGAGAAACUGCUUUGCUAUCGCUUAUUGACAGGAAGCCGUCUGUGCGGCAAAGCAAAAAUAAUUGAAGAUUUAUUUGCGAGGAAACGAAAAUACUUGAAAGACACCAUGUGUGUCCUAGAACUAAGCACAGACAGGCUUGUGAUGGUAAAAUAAAUAUUAAUCAAAUGGUUCCUGUUUCAUGCAGGCUACUAUGCAGACCAGCCUUAUAUAAACAAAGGCUGAAAAAGGGAAACAAAUAGCUUUCAGCAUCUAUAUAUGAUUUCAAUUUAUAAUAAAUACUUGAUUAGAAACAGAUAUUUAUUAGAUGGUAACCCAAGAGAAAAAUACUACAGAGCUUGAUGCAAUGAACUGACCUGGAUGUUUACAAUGUUUAGGGAGCCAUAAUUGACACCGUGUGCAAUGGCAUGAUUAACUGUGUGUGGUUUUAAUGUGUGUUUUUAGAUCUACUCUUUGUUGCUUAUGACGAAAAAGGAAUGAGAUGUCAGCAUGUCUGCGUUUGUUUGCGCGCUCGCGUGUAGCUGUACUCGUGAAAAGUAUUCCGACGGAUUUAAUGAAUGAAACUACUGAACAUUAUAUAAUGACAUCUGUUCAAAUACACUAUUUCGCAAACUCCGCCAAAGAAUUCUUAAGGAAAACUAUGUAAGCUUAACAUGUCUUAUAUCACCUCGUAAUUUGUUUUGCUUGAAGCUGCUGAACACCUUGUCAGUAUUUGAUGUCACUUAUCGUACUCUAAUCUUAAGUGUAUCUAUUGUACAUAACAUUAGUUUGACAGAUUUUUAUUUUGUUCUGAAGGACAGUACGCCACAUUUUGUUAUUGUUGCAAAGAAAGUCCGCAUUAUUGCACAUCAUCGAUAUUGUAUUUUAAAUGUCAAUCUAAAACCUUUAAGGCUUUUAGUCAGUUAUUUAUUUCAAAUGGCGCAUUUAUAACACCCCAAGAAUUCAUUUGAUAUAGUUUUAAUUGCAAUAACUGAUGGAGUGAUUUUGUCGUUAUGAAGUUCGGCAGAGUAUAUAACCCCAGUCUAUAAAUAUUUUUCUUAUUUACUGAUCAAAAAGAAUUUGAAGUUGGUGAGAUUUUUAUCACUUUAAAACACAACAACAUGAGCAUUUUACACACAUUGUUUCAGAAAAAUGUUGCAUGCAUCCCACAUGCGAUUCAUUAUUGGAUGUUUUUUUUAACUGGAUAAACAUUUGGAAUUUGCCCACAAAAUGUUUGAUUAAUAAUAAAGGAAAAAAGUGUCAUUUAAAACA